AUGGGUUCUUUUGGCGAUAGAGUUGACAAAAUUAUGGAAGAAUUUCAUCAACCCAUGGAACUAAAAGCCGUUGUCGAUUUCUUACAAGAAAAAAAGAAACUCUUGAGUAUUGAUACUAAUGAUAUUGAGAAGUUUCAAGAGAUUCCAGGUCCGAACUUCUUUAAUUUGACUAAGAAAGAGAUUUCUCAUAAAUCGGGACAGUUUAAUCUGAAAUAUGCGCAAGCAGAUAAUAUUUUGAACGUUGUUGAUGCACUCAAUUUAAUUCGUGAAGCUGAAAAUAAACUCAAAAAGGUAGAAAUGUCUGUCGAGUCUGCGGUUAAACUGAUUAAGAAUCUUGAGUCAGAACAAACAAUCUCAGGUGAAACAUUUUUAUGUAAUCGUCUUGGGAAAACUCAUAUAGGCGAGGAAGGGACUCAUUGGGGCUUCAGGGAGAAAGUGGCUUUAUUGGAAGCUGUAUUUGAACGGCAUUUGCCCGAAAAGUUGUUUUGGCCUGACAUAAUGCAACGGUUUAAAGAGCUCACUGAUUCUGAUAGAACAGAAGCCGCUUGCAGACAGCAAUGGAAAAAUAUUGGGAUAGAUAACGUAUAUAAUAGAAUCAUCCCGGAAAAAGAAAGACUACUUGAAUGGCUAGCAAAAAAAUGA
This is a messenger RNA of Rhizophagus irregularis DAOM 181602=DAOM 197198, 642 nucleotides long. RefSeq lists its product as uncharacterized. The record is from RefSeq and is a predicted model, not a curated record. NCBI's taxonomy places the organism in Eukaryota, Fungi, Glomeromycota, Glomeromycetes, Glomerales, Glomeraceae.